Messenger RNA from Tachyglossus aculeatus (Australian echidna), 1436 nucleotides. It is a transcript of the gene HOXB5, whose product is annotated as homeobox B5. NCBI's taxonomy places the organism in Eukaryota, Metazoa, Chordata, Mammalia, Monotremata, Tachyglossidae. Gene Ontology annotation, molecular function: RNA polymerase II cis-regulatory region sequence-specific DNA binding; DNA-binding transcription factor activity, RNA polymerase II-specific. Gene Ontology annotation, cellular component: nucleus. The record is from RefSeq and is a predicted model, not a curated record. Gene Ontology annotation, biological process: regulation of transcription by RNA polymerase II; anterior/posterior pattern specification. The transcript has 2 exons. Bases 94 to 891 code for a protein of 265 amino acids.
UGCAUUGCUAUAAUUCAUUAAUACAUCAUAAAUCGUGAAGCACAGGGUUAUAACGACCACGAUCCACAAAUCAAGCCCUCCAAAAUAACCCAAAUGAGCUCUUACUUUGUAAACUCGUUCUCGGGGCGCUAUCCAAAUGGCCCGGAAUAUCAGUUGCUAAAUUAUGGGGCUGGCAGCUCUCUGAACGGUUCGUACAGGGAUUCAGGCACCAUGCAUACCGGCUCUUAUGGCUACAACUACAAUGGAAUGGAUCUUAGCAUCAACCGUUCAGCCUCCUCCAGCCACUUUGGGGCGGUGGGCGAGACCUCGCGCGGUUUCCCCUCGCCCGCCCAGGAGAACAGGUUUAGACAGUCGUCCAGCUGCUCUCUGUCCUCUCCCGAGUCCCUGCCCUGCUCCAACAGCGACAGCCAUGGAGGCAAAACCAGCGCCUCGUCCCCGUCCGACCAGGCGGACUCCGCCGGUUCCAACACCAAUUUCACAGAAAUAGACGAGACCAGCGCGUCCUCGGAGCCCGAAGAAGGGAGCCAGUUAAACAGCAGCCUUCCCCGGGUGCCGCCAGAGCCCUCUGCAUCGUCAACAGCAGCAACAGAGGGACCGGCCCCCCAGAUUUUUCCCUGGAUGCGAAAAUUGCACAUCAGCCACGAUAUGACGGGCCCCGAUGGGAAACGGGCGCGGACCGCAUACACCCGCUACCAGACCCUAGAGCUGGAGAAGGAAUUCCACUUUAAUAGGUACCUGACCCGCCGGCGGAGAAUAGAGAUCGCGCACGCUCUCUGUCUCUCCGAGAGGCAGAUCAAAAUCUGGUUUCAGAACAGGAGGAUGAAAUGGAAGAAAGAUAAUAAACUGAAAAGCAUGAGUCUGGCGUCCGCGGGCAGCGCCUUCCAGCCCUAAAUUGCAAGCUGGCGCCUCGGCCCGAAGUCCCGCCGCCGCCCAUGCCCCAAGCGCCCGUUUUCUGAUUUUCGCCGCCCGUUCCGGACAGCUACCCGUCUCCGACAGCCCCAGGCUGGCCCGCCACGGCGUGGCUGUUCGGGGGAGCUAUUCAUUUCGCCUUAGGUCCUCUCCCAACCCCGUCCGAUGAUUACCGUUAUUAUUAUUAUUACUACUACGAAUAAUAAUUAUUAUCGUUGUUAUUUCUCCACCACGCUCUCCCCCCUCCUCCCCUUCCUCCCAACCUGUCAGUGUUUCUAAAUGUUCGUGUCUGUGGUCGCUUUUCCCGAGAAACACAAACUCGCAUGUUGAAUGUGGAGUCCCUCUCUGUCUGUGUUCUAACUUAUUUAUAAAAGGAGAAUCAGUGCGUAUGAAUUUGCAGCUUUGAACUUCUCUGCCAGGGCCAUAGUCGGGGUCACAACGGGCUGGUGUGUGUGUGUGUGUUGUGGGGGGGACAGGGCCGCAGGAGCGAACCUCCAAAAUGCCUCCAAAAUGACGGUCGUCUCCCC